AUGGACAUAUCCGAGGAAACUAUCCAGAAAAUUCUGAAAUUUUCUAAGAAUCGUCAAGCUACAGAGAAGGAGUCGACCAGCGAGCCUCUUAGUACAACCGCCCUGCAAGCUUAUGCUCAUCGCUUAGAUAAGACCCUAGAAAAGCUCCAAGAGCAGUUCAGACUCCAAGAGGAUGAACUCAUUGAACUCCGUAAGAUUCAUUCGCAUGGCCUUUUGGAUGAUGAAGAGGACAUCUGGGCGCGUGUUUCUCGCAACCGGAGGAUUCAAAAAGCCUACGAGUCACUACUUGCAACGGCAGAUGAGGUACCAGCUACAGAUCCCAUCCUGCCCUCAUUGAUAGCAGUUGAAGAAACCGCCAUGCUUGUCACUGAGAGCAAGGCUGCCGUCUCUCAGACAGCACAUAAGCUAUCCGCAGACCGUGAGCGCCUUAAAAUGGAAGAGGCCAAUCUUCAGGACUCACAACUAAUUGCCAGUGGACUGAGAGAGCGGAUACAGAUUAUUCGAAAUCUCAAUGCACGAAAGCAAAAACAAACCCCAUCUCAGGUCGCUCAAGAGGUGAUCGGUCAAAAGCAAGAGAGGAACACCGAACUACUUCAAGCCUCAAAAGAUCUAAAAUACUCACUGGUCCACUUUAUCGAUGAGACCUUGGCUCCUAUGCUUGCUGCUGAGGACCUUGGGGGUCCCACUGUUGGGGACGCAUUGGAGGUGUCAGAUGCCACACUAAAGGCAGGCUACACCGCCCAUGGGAAACCAAAAAAGCAGAAGCCCACCGAGCCCCAGGAAGGGGGUCAACAGCGGAUCGAUCAAUUCCUUCGCGGCAAUGUAGAUGGUACCACUUCCAACAACAAACGUGAAGCUGCCGCUGAAGAGGUGCAUGAGUUAUUGAAUGCCCUAUUGGAUGCGGGCACUUCUUAUGUAGAUCUCAAACGUGAUUCGGCGAUUUCACGUUUUCUAGUGGGAGCCAGAGUAGCUCAAUUUCACCCGAGAGAUGCCAAGCGCUUGCGACUAAUUGAUUUCAGUCGUUCGCUAAGGUAA
Molecule: messenger RNA, 1035 nt
Organism: Penicillium taxi
Lineage: Eukaryota; Fungi; Ascomycota; Eurotiomycetes; Eurotiales; Aspergillaceae
Exons: 2
Coding region: 1-1035 (344 amino acids)
Biological process (GO): mitotic sister chromatid segregation; kinetochore assembly
Cellular component (GO): nucleus
Source: RefSeq, a predicted model, not a curated record